Suillus plorans is the source of this 342-nucleotide messenger RNA. RefSeq lists its product as uncharacterized. The record is from RefSeq and is a predicted model, not a curated record. NCBI's taxonomy places the organism in Eukaryota, Fungi, Basidiomycota, Agaricomycetes, Boletales, Suillaceae. The transcript has a single exon. The annotation marks the transcript as partial.
GACGACGAGCUCACCUUUAAAGAACACGCCACAUAUGCCCUAGCAAAAGGCACCCGCUACACGAUGGCAUGUCAGAGGAUGACACGAGCAGCAAAGGGAGUCCACGGCCGAUUACUAAAGAAACUAUACAAAGGUGUAGUGAUCCCGAAAAUGCUCUAUGCCGCUGACGUCUGGUGCUCAGGACUGAUAUCGAAAGGAAGGGGAAAGAAGAAUGCAGGACGUGGAGCGAGAGGCUUUGCCUCGAAAAUGGAGAGAGUCCAGAGAAUGGUGACAAUAAUGAUAACGGGAGGAAUGAGAACCUCCGCCACCGAUCUCCUUGAUGCACACGCUAACAUCCUUCCA